Molecule: messenger RNA, 3871 nt
Organism: Drosophila sulfurigaster albostrigata
Lineage: Eukaryota; Metazoa; Arthropoda; Insecta; Diptera; Drosophilidae
Product: atrial natriuretic peptide receptor 1
Exons: 13
Coding region: 16-3513 (1165 amino acids)
Biological process (GO): receptor guanylyl cyclase signaling pathway; cGMP biosynthetic process; protein phosphorylation
Cellular component (GO): membrane
Molecular function (GO): ATP binding; protein kinase activity; guanylate cyclase activity
Source: RefSeq, a predicted model, not a curated record
UACAAGGCAUAGAAAAUGAUAUUGAUCAAUAUCAGCCUGACUGUCAGCUUGCUGAUGGUUUCAACUGGAUUUAGCUUGCAUCAAGGUGCCAAGCGGAUCGACAUUAAGUCUUGGGAGGCCAGGGAUUUAGCCGUGGAGAGCAGCAAUCAUCAGGCUCGAUCCAGUAAUGGCAACUUUAAUGGCCACCUCAAUGACAGCAUCGACAUUAAAGUGUUUGAACGGAUGAAAGAACCCAAAAAUAUGACUGUUACUUUCAAUGAAAUUGACAUUAGUGAAAUGCGCGUCUAUAAUGUUGGUGUUCUAAUGGCUUCCCAUUUGGAUUCACCUUUUGACCUGGAGCGCUGCGGGCCGGCAGUGGACUUGGCCUUGGAUCAGAUUAACAGACGUUUUCUUAGUCCUCACAACAUCAGGCUGGUCAAAAAGAAGGCUAGUUACCCUUCGUGCUCGGGAGCCAAGGCGCCAGGACUUGCUGCGGACAUGCAUUUCAAGGACGAUGUCAUCGCGUUUAUCGGACCCGCUUGCGCCUUUGCCCUGGAACCGGUGGCCCGGCUGGCUGCCUAUUGGAAUACUCCCAUUAUAACGGGCAUGGGAGAUCAGCCACCAUCUUCCGAGGGCGAACUAACCGUCACCUCAGGCAUGUUGGGCCGAAUACACAAGUGGAAGAAUGAGAGUACGGGCAUGUUUAAAGACAAAUCCAAGUAUCCGACAUUAACUCGAAUGUCCUAUUGUCAGUGUAGACUUAAGUUGGUAUUUGCCAGUGUUUUCCGGCAAUUCAAGUGGAAGCAUGUGGCUCUCUUAGUGGACAGAUCGGAGCUAUUCUCACUGACUGUUGGCAAGAAUCUGGAAUAUGGAUUGCGCCAAGAGGGACUGUUGAGCUUUGUGCGGGAACUUAAUGGCAACGCGGAGGAGAUUUACGAGAACUAUCUUAAGGAUGCGAGCAUGUAUGCGCGAGUUGUCAUACUAUCUGUGCGCGGCGUUCUGGUGCGAAAGUUUAUGCUGGCGGCGCACAGUCUGGGCAUGACUAAUGGUGAGUGGGUGUUCCUCGAUGUGGAGAUAUUCCAGAGUGCCUACUGGGGCGACAAGGACUGGGAGAUGGGAGACGAGAACGAUAUGCGGGCACGCAAGGCAUACGAGGCACUGUUAAGAGUCUCACUCCUGCAGCCAACUAGCCCCACUUUCCAGGACUUUGCGGACAAUGUGCGGGAGAACGCACUGUCCGAGUAUAACUAUACGUUUGGCGAGGGCGAGGAGGUCAAUUUCUUCAUCGGGGCAUUCUACGAUGGAGUCUAUCUGCUCGGCAUGGCACUGAAUGAGACCUUGACGGAGGGAGGCGACAUUCGGGAUGGUGUCAACAUUACGCGUCGCAUGUGGAAUCGCACAUUCCAUGGCAUUACGGGGCAUGUUCGCAUCGAUGACAAUGGCGAUCGUGAUGCGGAUUACUCCAUACUUGAUUUGGAUCCCAUCAAUGGCAAAUUCUCCGUUGUGGCGCAUUAUUACGGACUCCAUCGGAAGUAUGCCGCUGUGCAUGGCAAGAAGAUCCAUUGGCCGGGUGGUCGUGAGGAGCCUCCACCAGAUGUUCCGCCCUGUGGGUUCUUGGGCAAUGCGCCAGGCUGCCAUGGAAACGAGACAACAGUCAUGUAUUCAGUCUUCGGCUUGGCUUUAUUUUUGGGACUUGUUCUGCUGGUCAUCUGUCUGCUGCAAAAACAAAUGAAGCUCGGCAAGGAGCUGCAUAACAUGUCCUGGCGCGUCCGACCCGAUGAUGUGCUUAUCGAGAUGGGCGGCAUGUUCGGUUCUAAGGGUGGACUGCAGCGCCUGGAUGUGGAGAAUAUAUCACUGCAACAGUUUGGCAUACAUUCAGGACGCGCUUCCAUCGCAAGCUUUGCCUCGCUGCCACCGCAAGUCUACACCACAAUUGGGCAGUUCAAAGGCGAACGCGUGGCCAUCAAAAAGGUGAAUGUGAAGAAGGUGGAGGUCACCUCAACGCUGCUCUGGGAGAUUAAGCAGGCGCGGGACGUGAGUCAUGAGAACACCGUACGCUUUGUGGGCGCCUGCAUUGACUUGCCGCGACCCACGGUCCUAAUCCUCACCGAGUACUGCUCGCGGGGCAGUUUGAAGGAUGUGCUCGAGAACGAAGCCAUUGAACUGGACUGGAACUUUCGCAUGUCCCUCAUCCAUGACAUUGUCAAAGGCAUGAGCUACCUGCACAACAGCGAUGUCGUUGCCCACGGCAAGCUGCGCUCCUGCAACUGUCUCAUCGAUGGUCGCUUCGUAUUGAAGAUCUCCGAUUUUGGCCUUAACACGCUGACGACGCCUUCGGACUUUGUGCGGGAUCAGAACUACUAUACCAAGCUGCUGUGGAUUGCUCCGGAACUGUUGCCAAUGACUUCGAUACCAGGCUGCCCGGCUACACAGCGCGGCGAUGUUUACUCCUUUGGCAUCAUACUGGAGGAGAUUGUUAACAGAGGAGGUCCCUAUCAGGAGGCACGUCAGCAGGGCAUGGAUGUGCACACAAUUCUACAUAAGGUGCGCCAAUGUGAGUAUCCGCCUUUUCGACCUCUUAUCCGGGAGCGGGAAUGUCCACCUGAUCUAUUGGUGCUAAUGGAGAAGUGCUGGGCUGACAACCAAGAGGAGCGUCCUGCUUUUUCCACAAUAAGAAGCAACAUACGCACCAUCAUGAAGGGCUUUUGUGAGAAUCUCAUGGAUGAUUUGCUCAAUCGGAUGGAGCAUUAUGCCAACAACCUGGAAAGUCUCGUGGAGGAAAAAACCAGGCAACUUAGUUUGGAAAAGCAACGCACCGAGGAGCUGCUCUAUCAAAUUCUGCCUCGUCCGGUCGCCCAGCAGCUGAUGGCCGGAGAUCUUGUGGAGCCGGAAGAGUUUAGUAGUGUGACCAUCUAUUUUAGCGAUAUUGUGGGCUUCACUGAGCUCUGCGCCCGCAGCACACCCAUGGAUGUGGUCAACUUUCUCAACGAUCUCUACAGCACAUUUGAUCGCAUCAUUGGCUUCUACGAUGUUUACAAGGUGGAAACUAUUGGGGAUGCAUACCUGGUAGUGUCAGGUUUACCGGAGCCUAAUGGCGAUAAACAUGCUCGGGAAAUUGCGUUGAUGGCCUUAGACAUACUUCAAGCAGUCUACUCUUUUAAUCUCAGACACAAACCGGACUACAAGAUACAAAUCCGCAUUGGCAUGCACUCGGGAUCUGUUUGUGCCGGCGUUGUUGGCAAAAAGAUGCCGCAUUAUUGCCUCUUUGGGGACACAGUUAACACUGCUUCCCGCUUGGAGACCACAGGAAUGCCGGGCAAAAUUCACGUUUCAUCGGCAACAAAGGGUAUUCUAGACAAAUUUGGUACCUUUCAAUUGGAACAACGCGGUGAUGUCGAACUUAAGGGUAAAGGCACCGUUACAACCUUUUGGCUUAACAGCACCACCGAGGCAGAGGCGCGUGCUCCAACUCCGCCACUUCUCAACAACGAUGAGGUGCCCUUCCCUUUGCUCUUUGCCGGCAUGGGCAAGUAAUGAUUACCUGAUGGAUCGUCAUAACUAUUUCAAGUACAAAUAUUCAUUCAACAAUUGAAAAGAGUGUUAUGGAUGCCGAUUGGAAAACCAAUUACAUUUUUGUGUCCGCUUUUAUAUGUUAACAUAAAUAAUGAACCCGAUUGAAAGAGCUUUUCGAUGCAUAUUUGCAAAUUGCUUCUUCAAUAUAUAAAAGUAUCUCAAAGUAAACAGGUAUUGUGAUAAAUGUUUGUGUGAACGUUUUUUAAAAGAGAAAUAUUCUUAAAAAUAAUUAUUGUAAAACCGAGCUCAUAUUGAUAUUAUUAUAAAUUAUAUUCUGUGCCAAAAUGCAUUAUAUUCGUAUUGUGUAAUUGAUGGAAAA